AGAAAAGGCAAAAGAAUAAACAAAAGGAAAAGUCAUCUUCAAAAAAACAAAAAAAUAGUUCAAAAGACAAGGAAAAUAUAGUUGAGAUUGAUGAAUUUGACGAAAAUCCACGCCUUGAAGUACAAAGAAAAAUAAAUGAUUUGGCGUAA
This is a messenger RNA of Funneliformis caledonium, 149 nucleotides long. NCBI's taxonomy places the organism in Eukaryota, Fungi, Glomeromycota, Glomeromycetes, Glomerales, Glomeraceae. The record is from the annotation of a GenBank genome assembly.